AUUCAAUCAACGUGGCAAAUUGUAUUUAUAUUACGUUUGGAGAAUGUCAUUAUCAUGAUCAUUUUUUUUCCUAUUGACCCAGAGUCAAUGCCAUGCCCCUUUUGUAAUUAAAAGGAUUUCACACUUUUGUUCCUCCUUCAACUCUAGGUGGGAUAGUAGGUUACUGCACCAUUCUGAACUUUCAAAUGUAUUGACUUUGACCCCUCCAAAAUGUAUCAGAUAAAUGUUGCAGCAAAACUUUGAAUACAUGCCAAACAACGAAAUUUCCUUCACUUUGUGUUUCUCGUUGGAACCUUAGAAUAAAGUUGGUUCAACUCCUCUAUUGCAAACGUGCCUUUUGACUCGCAGAGCAGCCAAUGUUGAUGGUUCCAUCACUUUUUGUAUAAAGCCUCCACAACAUAUCCCCACUGCAUGAUUUUGAGAGGAAAACAUGGGCACCUUCGUAUUCUUGAUCUCUUUCAUUGUUUCCCUCUCUCUAUUCGUCUUCUCAGUUGAUUCUGCAUCUUCUUCUUGUCCCAUAGAUCUUGGCUAUGUCGAGACCUACCCAUGGGACACCUCUUCGUGCCGCGAUGGGGAUCAAGACCACUGCUGCAUGGCCCUUCUCAGUCUCUUUGGCAUGGGCCUUGCACAGCACCUGAAAGAAACUUCCAUGUUUCAGCUCCCCACUGCUGCUGUCUCAUCUUCUUGCCUCUCAGAAUUGCAGACUAGGCUCUCUGCCAUGGCGUUCCAACCGUCUUUAGUCUCUCUAUGCUUCAAGAACUCGACUCAGUUUGUUGCUAAUUCCUCGAGCUGUGCUGGAAUCAUCACGAAAGAAGAUUGGAUCAAAAGGGUUGGGGAAAAGACGGCCUUGGAUUCAUCUUGCAAGGACCUGACUGGACUUGUCCAGUGCGGCUCCUGCCUCGAUGCUGGGAUGAAGGUGAAUUCCCAGUUGCGGGCUCUUGCUCCAAAUUCCACUAAAUGCUUUUACUUCACUAUUCUGUAUGCUGCAGGCAUUGUUAAUGAGUUAGGCCCUCAGGAUGGCACGACUGCUGCUUGCAUACUAGGCUUGCCUUUGUCUAACUCCAAAACUGGUGAAACCUCUAAUCAUCUGAGCCAAGAGACUUUAUUCAAAUUGAUUUUCGGGUUCUUGGGUGCUUUUCUGGUUGUUUUGUUUGCCUUGGGAUCAGUGGUGCUGUACAGGAUUUGGCAAAAGAAGAAGAAAAACGCCUUCCAUGAAGAAUUUGUGAGCAGCAUGCAGGCUAGAGUUUUACCCAACACUGGUGCAAAAUGGUAUCAUAUCGCUGAAAUUGAACGAGCCACAGAUGGAUUUUCACAGAAGAAUUUUAUUGGCCAAGGCGCAUAUGGGGUUGUACACAAGGGCACCCUUUCUGAUGGCACUUUAGUUGCAGUGAAACAAAUUCUUGAUUUGGAUUCUCAAGGUGAUGAGGAAUUUUCCAAUGAGGUUGAGAUCAUAAGCAAAAUAAGGCACAGGAACCUUCUUUCUCUUCGGGGUUGCUGCGUUACAAGUGACGACUGUAAAGGUAAAAGGCGAUAUCUUGUUUGUGAUUACAUGUUGAAUGGUAACCUAAGUGAUCAUCUUUUCAACUCUAGCAAUAGCAGGAAGGAACUAACUUGGCCUCAGCGAAAGAAUAUAAUUCUUGAUGUAGGAAAAGGGCUCGCUUACUUGCAUGAUGGAAUCAAACCUGCCAUUUAUCAUCGAGAUAUCAAGACGACUAACAUACUUUUGGACUUGGAAAUGAAAGCAAAAGUGGCAGAUUUUGGGUUAGCCAAGCAAAGUAGAGAAGGUCAGUCUCAUCUCACCACAAGGGUAGCUGGUACACAUGGAUAUCUAGCACCAGAGUAUGCUCUCUAUGGACAAUUAACAGAAAAAAGCGAUGUUUACAGCUUUGGGAUCGUGAUUCUUGAAACUAUGAGUGGGAGGAAGGUGUUGGAUACAUCAAGUUCUUCCAUGGUUUUGAUCACAGAUUGGGCUUGGAUGCUUGUGAAAUCAGGAAAAGUGGAAGAGGUUUUUGACAACUUCAUAAGAAAGGAAGGACCAAAAGGUGUCAUGGAGAGAUUUGUUCUCGUUGGGAUUCUUUGCGCACAUGUAAUGGUGGCUUUUAGACCUACCAUUGCAGAGGCUCUAAAGAUGCUGGAAGGUGAUAUUGACAUUCCAAGAUUACCAGAUAGGCCAUGGCCUCUUAGCCAUGAGGCAUUUCGAUCUUCUUUGCAGUGUAGUUUUUUAACAAAUGAGAGAUCAAGACCCAGCACAAGCAUGAGUACGAUAUAAAUUUGAUCUGCAAAGCUUGGAAAGCUUUUUCCAAGUGAAAAAUAUUCAAAUAUGUACCCUGGUAGGUAGGAACCACCACCUCCCAAAUCAGCUCUUCAGAGGUGCCUGUGUUGCAUAUUUUUCUUCUUUAUUUUUUAUUUUUCCAUUCUUUAAGUGUAUACUGCAACCCUCGAUGUACACAGAAUUUUAUGAUAGAAACAAGAUUGCAUUCCUUCAA
Messenger RNA from Vitis vinifera (wine grape), 2486 nucleotides. RefSeq names its product probable receptor-like protein kinase At1g11050. The transcript has a single exon. The record is from RefSeq and is a predicted model, not a curated record. Gene Ontology annotation, molecular function: ATP binding; protein kinase activity. NCBI's taxonomy places the organism in Eukaryota, Viridiplantae, Streptophyta, Magnoliopsida, Vitales, Vitaceae. Bases 431 to 2269 code for a protein of 612 amino acids. Gene Ontology annotation, biological process: protein phosphorylation.